Molecule: messenger RNA, 1339 nt
Organism: Opisthocomus hoazin
Lineage: Eukaryota; Metazoa; Chordata; Aves; Opisthocomiformes; Opisthocomidae
Source: RefSeq, a predicted model, not a curated record
AUGACGGUUUCAGACAAGCUGAGACUGCCGUGCUGGGACUCGGUGCAAGGAACAGAUCCCAGGGUGGUUGAGGGAUGUCCCGAACAGCAUGACUUGACAAGGUCUGUGUGCUCUGGGUCACGCAGUGAAGGAGUUGCCAAGCAGCUGGCCGCUUUCCGACAGCCACACUUCACCCCAAUUCAGUACCUUGUCUUCGUUAAGGGCAUAAGAUCAUCCGGAGAGGCUUCUGUUGGUGUGACUCAGGGGUCUGAAUGUGUUUCGUCCAGGGGCCUGCCUCUUGGUGUUGUACUUAUUGGAGACUCCGGAGUAGGCAAGAGUAACCUUCUGUCUCGAUUCACUCGCAAUGAGUUUAACUUGGAAAGCAAAAGCACCAUUGGAGUAGAGUUUGCAACAAGAAGCAUUCAAGUUGAUGGGAAGACAAUAAAGGCUCAGAUAUGGGACACAGCAGGGCAGGAGCGAUACCGAGCUAUAACAUCAGCGUACUAUCGCGGAGCUGUAGGGGCGUUAUUGGUGUACGACAUUGCUAAGCACCUUACUUACGAGAAUGUAGAGCGAUGGUUGAAAGAGCUGAGAGACCAUGCUGACAGCAAUAUUGUAAUCAUGCUUGUGGGAAACAAGAGUGACUUGCGCCACCUGAGAGCAGUCCCUACAGAUGAGGCCAGAGCUUUUGCAGAGAAGAAUGGUUUGUCAUUUAUCGAGACGUCUGCUUUAGACUCUACAAAUGUGGAAGCAGCUUUCCAGACUAUUCUGACAGAGAUCUAUCGUAUUGUUUCCCAGAAGCAGAUGUCUGACAGACGCGAAAACGACAUGUCUCCAAGCAACAACGUGGUUCCCAUUCACGUCCCUCCGACCACUGAAAACAAACCAAAGAUGCAGUGCUGUCAGAAUAUAUAGAAUUGCGCGUUCUUUCCUAACAGGCUGUGUAUAUUCCCCAGGUCCAAGGUUUAAAUAUAUUUGUAAUUCUCGUGGUUACUUUCUUGUGUUUAGUUACUGCUUAUCCUUUCUGAAUUUCUCCAUGUCUUAAACACUUUGAUUUCAGUGUUUAUAAAUCCGUUGCUUCUGUGUGGCUGCAGUAUUUUUCCCAACACCGACUUGUCGGUUUUGGUUCAGUAGAUUGUUCGGAACUGAUCUGAUCUCUUUCCAACAGGAUGCCCGCUAGUCAGAGCAGAUGCCGUUAGUGAGCACUUGAAGAUGUUACUCAGCUCCUCGCAAAACAAUUACUGUCAGGUUAGCUAGGAAAUUAUCGCUGGGCAGGGUGAUCUUUCCUUGUCUGAAAGUGUUGCAUACUGCGUCUGAAGCUUGUUGAAAUGCCCGUUGCUCUGAAGUGCAAUUUUAAUGU